UUCCAACUUUAGGAAAUGGCUUGGCUCACAAUCAGUACUGAAUUCCUGUAAGCACGUGUUUACUCUUUAUCAAUCAUUCACUGUAUUGAUCCUGAUUGCGUUAGCCUUCUGUCCUGGACACACAGAUAUUUUCAUAUGCCCAUUUUCAUAGGCUUUUCAGUCAGAAGUUAUUUGCAUGAUGCGAUUAUGUAUUUGUUUCAACCGGAGUGUAUGGAUCCUUUUAUGUUUUCUCUAUGUUUUCAACACUGAAUGGACCCCGGAUACCAGGGGUUCAUUUAGAAGAGCCAGAGAUGCAAGCAUACCUGUGUCUGUCAACUGCAAGCUGGGCAGAUGGUCAUCUUGGAGCCCUUGUAAUGCUUGUACUGACAAAACUUUUCGUGCUAGACGCAUGGAGAAGCCCUCACAGUUUGGGGGCACUAAAUGCCAUGAGACUCUGUGGGAAAAACAAAGAUGUCCUGAUGCAUAUGAGGCAUGUAUGGUGAUAGAUUACUGUGGAGACAAAUUUACAUGCAACAGCACAGGCCGUUGUAUCAGUCAGUCUCUGCGCUGUAAUGAUGAGAAGGACUGUGGCGAUGAUUCUGAUGAACAUCAUUGUACGGAAACCCAUCCAAGAGAGGAUUAUUGCUCUUCUCUGCUGUCUAUCCCUGGAGCAAAGCAUGGCAUUCAAGGCUAUAACAUCUUAACAGGACAAUUUGUAGACCCUGUACUUGAACCACACUAUUUUGGUGAAUCAUGUGAAUAUGUCUACAAUGGAGAAUGGAACAAAUUCACAUAUGAUGCCUUAUGUGAGAAGCUGAGCUACAAUUCAGCAGAGAAAAACUUCAGGAAACCUUACAACUAUCACACUUACCAAUUUGUGGCGGAGGCUACGUCUGAAGGAACUGAUGAGUACUACGAGGAUGUGGCGAGUUUACUGAGAGCAAGAAAAACAGAAAAUUCUGCACAUUUUGGUGUCUCUGUGGGCGUCAUGUAUGUGGAAGUGGGUCUGUCUGCUAGUGUGGAGACUCAGUUUGUCAAGAACAUUUCACAGUAUAAACAACAGGAGCUUGGAUUUGUUCGUCUUUUCUCCAAAAUACAAACCGCUCUCUUCAAAAUGAGGAGCAGCAACUUGAUGCUUCACGAGGACAUGUUACUGGACCUGAUGGCUCUGCCCGAGGUGUAUGAUUAUGGGAGGUACUCUCAGUUCAUUAAUACUUACGGAACCCACUUCGUCACCGAGGGAACUAUGGGAGGAACACUUGAGAGUGUCGUGGUCAUCAACAAAACCAACACUGAAAAAUCAAUCCUAAACAGCCAUUUGCUCGGAGGUUGUCUUGGUGCUUCCAUUGGUCUAGCUGCUCCCUUAAAAGGAGCUGGAGAACUAGGCCUCAAAGUGGAAGGUCAAGAAUGUCGUAAAAGGGGAGGAGGUGAAAGAAGAACCGAGGCAUAUUCAGUAGACAUUAAGGACACACUUUCUCUUGUGAAUGGGGGUGUCACGGUGUCGGCUGGUGGUGUUAUGGUCAUUAAGGAUUCUGACACAUACAGAAAGUGGGGGGCAACACUCAAAUACCAUCCAGUUCUUAUAGACUAUGAGGUCAUGCCCAUUUUUGAGCUGGUGCGUCGCAGUACCUCGGUUGACCAUGUGGGGCAACGGUUGGCCAACCUUGAGAGGGGGUUUGAUGAGUACCUGCAGGAGUUUAACCCCUGUCGCUGUGCCCCGUGCCUACACAGAGGGUUCCCCAUCCUGUAUGGAACAUCCUGCACAUGUGAAUGUAGAGCGGGCUACGAAGGAGAGGCCUGCGAAAAAACGAAUCGACCAGACAGAAGAACUGAUGGGGCUUGGUCCUGCUGGGGUCCAUGGACAGCUUGUACAUUGAGCCGAAAAACACGGUCCAGAACCUGCAACAACCCUCCCCCAAGUCAAGGCGGAGCCACUUGUCUGGGCUCCUCUUCUCAGAGUCGAAUGUGUUAAAGAACACUGUGAGCUGUUAAGUUUACUUGAAUAAAGUUAGUAUGCCUUCUGCUGCUCUACAGAUA
Messenger RNA from Periophthalmus magnuspinnatus, 2016 nucleotides. RefSeq names its product complement component 8, alpha polypeptide (gene c8a). NCBI's taxonomy places the organism in Eukaryota, Metazoa, Chordata, Actinopteri, Gobiiformes, Gobiidae. The coding region runs from base 176 to 1951 and encodes 591 amino acids. The transcript has 11 exons. Gene Ontology annotation, biological process: immune response. The record is from RefSeq and is a predicted model, not a curated record. Gene Ontology annotation, cellular component: membrane attack complex. Gene Ontology annotation, molecular function: protein binding.